AUUUCAGGAUAUUAACAUAAAAAACAUUAAGGAUUAUGCAGCUUUAUUGGAUGCAAAUAAACAGUUUUGUGUAAUUGCAAUCAAAAGACGCGUUUGGAUGAGAAAGUGGUUCAGGAGGGGAAGGAGACAAACCUCUUCGCACCCCCUGUUUGGUACUCUGCGCAUGCGCAGACUGCGCUCCCCCGUCUUAUUAAAUUUUAAUGGAAAAUGGCUGCGUUUCUUAUCCAAACCUCUGGAGCUGGGCAAUAAAAAAAUAACAAAAAAAACCCGACAACAAACUGAAGCAUCUCGUUAACGUUCACGCCGAAACAAUCCGAUGUCGGUAUUUAACGCAAUCUAGCCGAAGUCUUGUGCUGCGAAGAUAUUUGGGGGAAAUGGAUCGACUCACGCUUUGAGGGAUGAAAGAUCAUUUUUCUCCUUAACCCUUUCUGCAACGAAAUCUGCAAACAAUCGAGCAGAAGAUGAUGCGCCAGGUGACAACCAGUGACUUCUGCAUGAAUAGCAGGCCGUCAUGCUUAGCAGAAGACGGCCACCACCCCGCCUCCCACUUUGACCUGUGCACCCAGGCCAACAAGUUCUACCCUCCUCCGCCUCCGUCGGCCCUUCAGAUGACGCUGGCUCCCAUGGUCUUACCCACCCAGAGCCACAAGCCCAUGGUGUGCCAGAGACAGGAAGUGCUCGGGGACUCGGCAGGAAAAAUAGCCGGCAUUAAAAGCACUGAUCAAGCAACAGAUGACGGCAAGAAGAAGAACAAGGCUGCCGGGAAGACAGGCAGACGCGGGAGGCCUUUGGGAACCACCAAGCUAGCCGGAUAUAGAACCAGCACAGGGCGACCCCUCGGCACCACCAGAGCUGCAGGGUUCAAGACGAGCCCGGGAAGGCCGCUGGGUACAACCAGAGCGGCGGGGUACAAGGUCAGCCCUGGACGGCCUCCUGGCAGCAUCAAGGGCCUCUCUCGCCUCAACAAACUGGCUUAUGGUAGCACCUGCAGCGGAGCGGCUUUCCCCUAUCCGCUACCACACAAGGAAAUCCUCUGUGAACCUUCCUGCAAAGAGAAGACAGCUAAUGAGUAAAGGCUCCUCUCUGUUUCCACUCACCCUCCAUCAGUUGAAUAAGAGACGCAUGUGUACAGGUUUCCUGUCAGAUACUGGGGGAGAUUGUAAUCUUUCCCAGUCCCCUGUGAGGAGGAGAUUUUCUAUUAUUCGUGUUGGUGUCAUCUGUGUGCCUGCCACCUGAUAUAAUACUGUUUUGUUACUGGAGAUCUAUAGUGUGCGGCAGGUUUCACUUCACGUUGCUGUAUCUGUUUACUUGGGGAAAAAAGUAAUACCAGAUGUUCUUUGAGCAACUGAAGUGGUAGUUUAUAUGUAACUUUACUUUGUGUUUUCAUCACACUAUAGUUUGAAUUCCAUAUUAGCUGACGUUGGAUGUUCUUGCUAUUUAAACGAACACAUGCAAAGCGAGAAAGGAGGAAAGAGGGACAAGUAGCAACAUUGUCUUUGCAACGGGAAGGUUUGUCAGAAAUGUGGUCAUCACUUCAAAGAGCAAAAUGUUAUAUGUAGCACCUUUUACGUUACAUUUGUAAUCAGAGGAACAGUUGGGGGUCAAGUGCCUUGCUCAGUGGCACUUCAAAGACAGAUGUACAGAUAAACCUCCAGGCUAACAACAACCCAAAACUGAAAUCCAAUAAUUCCAACUUUCUCCACGUGGCUCCAGAAUUAACACUUAAAAACAUGACUCCUGCUAAUGAUGUCUUACUGUUCACUCUAAUGUCACCUUGCAAAAUGUCUACAUAUUAUUUGCAUGCAAAUGUCAUCAAAUGUCAUUUUUUUUACUACAAGUAUAAAACUAAAAUGCAUAAACGUUGACAGCAACUCAGUUCAUCUCCUGCUUUUCUUAUAACCUGCUUAUAAUUGACCAACGUGGACCGCGGCUGAUCUCGGUCUGUGGAUAAACGUUUGGAUAAAUGGUGUUUGUACUUUCUGCUUGGUACCGGUUCGCUCUUUAUUUGAGGUGGUUCAUGUCGACAGUUCAAAACCUCUACAGAAACUGGAUAUUUGUGAUCCUACUUCUAGUAGAUUUUUCCUCAGCUUGCCUGGGGCUGGGUGUCAUUUAAAAAGUGGUGUUACUGAUUUGAUUUUGCGUCAAAUGCCAAAAUGAUAAAUCACUUUGUUUUGCUACAUUUAUUUAGCAAAAUACACCAAAUUUCUCAAAAUCAUUCGUGUUUAAUUUAGACUCAACACAAAGCAGCUGAAGAACUUUGCGUGAAUAAAAUACAGUUUACAAUUAGCAAAAUGUUGAUGUGAAUCAGUAAAUAUCUGAUCAAAGAUGAAGUUAACUAAAUUCUGAGAAAGCAUUCACUUCCAGCUUUUUAAUAUGCAACAGUUUUGGUACUUGGAGCACAUUUGGACACCCAGCUCUGUCUCUCUGCAUUAUUUAUAAAGAGUUAAUUUUGUGGUUAAAAUCAUCAAAUCUGAUUCAAAUUUGUGAUUUUGUUUUAAUGCGCAACUCCUACAACAAAAUGGGGCCUAAUCAGUCUGUGUUGUACC
Messenger RNA from Cottoperca gobio, 2546 nucleotides. Its product is annotated as UPF0461 protein C5orf24 homolog. The transcript is spliced from 2 exons. The record is from RefSeq and is a predicted model, not a curated record. The coding region runs from base 462 to 1073 and encodes 203 amino acids. NCBI's taxonomy places the organism in Eukaryota, Metazoa, Chordata, Actinopteri, Perciformes, Bovichtidae.